GAAUUUCCCCACAUUACUCUGAGGUUCUGUUCAACAUGUGGGCUUGGCGAUAUGGUCCCACCGCCAUCUAUUAUCGAGAUGUGGACGAUUACGUCAUUCAUCCUGCGUAUGACAAGAGCACAUAUGACAACGACAUCGCCCUCCUUCACCUCGCUAAGCCCAUAAGCCUGUCUGACUUCGACGGGAUCAAGCCAGUGUGUCUGCCUCCUCCUUCCGCGGACUUCACCGGCAGGAACGCCACGGCGACGGGAUGGGGGAAGCUCUCAUACAACGGAGACCAGUCGGAGACGGCCCAGGAGGUCUCGGUCCCCGUCCGGACGCGGAAGGAGUGCGCGGAGGCCUUCGGGCGCCUCUUCACCGACCACAUGAUCUGCGCCGGCGUCGCCGAGGGCGGGAAGGACGCGUGCAAGGGGGACAGUGGCGGCCCCCUGACGGUGCAGGAGGCUGAUGGGCGCCACACCCUCGCAGGAAUAGUGAGCUGGGGAGACGGCUGCGGGAAGCCUGGUCUCUACGGCGUCUACGCUGAAACCCGAGGCAAGACCGGGUCGUGCCAAGCCGGGACGACAUCUGUUUCUUCGAGAAAAUUUUGCUUUAAGAUGACGAUUUGCAUGAUCAUUAAACAAAAUCAUUACUAUCUAUUUAUGGCAGAUUAUCUUGUUCUUGUGUUCUUUAAAGGAUACUUGAUUAUCAUUUACUUGUUGCAGAAUGUCUUGUUCUUGUGGCUUUAA
This is a messenger RNA of Penaeus monodon (black tiger shrimp), 728 nucleotides long. RefSeq names its product serine proteinase stubble-like. The record is from RefSeq and is a predicted model, not a curated record. NCBI's taxonomy places the organism in Eukaryota, Metazoa, Arthropoda, Malacostraca, Decapoda, Penaeidae. The transcript has 4 exons. Gene Ontology annotation, molecular function: serine-type endopeptidase activity. Gene Ontology annotation, biological process: proteolysis. The coding region runs from base 36 to 728 and encodes 230 amino acids.